AUGGAACCCCCUCUAGGGGAUGAGUCUUCGCUGGACAGUGAAUGGUUUGUGCUGGUUCCGGAACCCACCUCUGCACCUGUGGACUGCCAACCAAGUUUGCAGACUCGUGUCUCUGCUCCAUCAACCCAGCCGGAGGUGACUGUGCCACCUCUUGCGGGCCAGUCCCAAACAAGUCACCUACCUGGUACAGCUGAUGUUUCCCCCGGCAACACCGGGGCAUCCCUGAGAGGGACCACUAGCCCUGGCAGUAAGCGUCAAUCAUCGGGUCGACGAUUCAAAAACCGGUGGGUAGAUUGUGGUGGGGAACGCUUCCCUAGUACCAAAGCACUUGUGGUGUUUGGUGUUCCUGCAAAGAUCCUUGAUUUGACCUGUUGGCAGAGGGCAGAGCACGCUGCCACGGUAACGCACCCGCUUCCUGCGGCCUUCUCGGAUCUGCUGCCUCACUUCCUGGUGGAGCCUGACGACGUUUAUAUUGUGAAGAAUAAGCCGGUCACUCUUACUUGUCGCUCUAAGCCCGCAACACAAAUCUACUUCAAAUGCAAUGGAGAGUGGGUGCACCAAGACGACCAUCUGAUUGAGCGCACCGUCGAAUCAGCCACAGGGCUGCCUGUGAUGCAGGUGAAGAUUGAUAUCACCAGACAGCAGGUGGAGAAGAUAUUUGGGUUGGAGGAUUACUGGUGUCAGUGUGUGGCCUGGAGCACUACAGGAACCCAGAAGAGUCAAAAGGCAUAUGUGCGAAUUGCCUAUCUGAGAAAGAAUUUUGAAGAAGAGCCUUUGGGGAAAGAGGUGGCGUUGGAUCAGGAAGUGCUGCUACGCUGCCAUCCCCCUGAAGGCGUGCCUACAGCUGAGGUGGAGUGGCAGAAAAACGAGGAGCUGAUCGACCCCAAGGCUGACCCCAAUUUCUUCAUCACAGCAGACCAUAAUCUCAUCAUCAAACAAGCCCGGCUAGGGGACACUGGCAACUACACCUGCGUGGCCAAGAACAUUGUGGCUCGACGAAAAAGCUCUUCGGCAACUGUGAUUGUCUAUGUGAACGGCGGCUGGUCCACGUGGACCACGUGGUCGGCCUGCAGCGCCGUCUGCGGCCGGGGGUGGCAGAAGAGGACCCGGAGUUGUACCAACCCCACCCCCCUCAACGGAGGGACUUCCUGCGAGGGCCAGAGUGUCCAGAAAAGCGCCUGUACUGCCACCUGUCCAGUGGACGGAGGCUGGAGCGAGUGGAGUAAAUGGUCAGCCUGUGGAGCGGACUGUUCCAUGUGGAGGAGUCGUGAGUGUACCCAGCCCACACCUGGCACCGGUGGCAAAGACUGCCAGGGCAUAGACCUGCAAUCUCUCAACUGCACCAGUGAGCAGUGCCCACAGACUGCGUCUGGGGCUGAAGACGUGGCUCUGUAUGUGGGGAUAGUGGCCGUGGCUCUGUGUCUGACCCUGCUGCUCAUCGUGGUGGUCCUGGUGUACCGGAGGAAGAAGGAAGGCUUGGACGCCGACGUGGCCGAUUCCUCUAUCCUCACCACUGGCUUCCAGCCCAUGGGCAUUAAGCCCACCAAGCCAGGUGUGUGGGCACCGCACAGGCCAGCCCGCAGCAAGAAUUCCCAUUUACUGACCAUUCAACCUGACCUCACCACCACCACCACGAGUUACCAAGGCACUCUACGCUCGCGGCACGACACUACUGGGAAGUUCUCCAUGUCUAACGGUCCUCUGCUGGAACCCUUGCCCAACGGCUCCCACACGCUGCACAAUGGCAAACUACCCAGCGAUCCCACCGAUUUCAUGAACAGGCUGUCCACCCAAACCUUCUUCAAAACCAUGCCGAGAGACAAUGGAAACGCUUCCUACGGCACCUUCAACUUCUUAGGAGGACGACUGACCCUCCCCAACACGGGAAUCAGCCUGCUCAUUCCACCAGAGGCCAUUCCCAGAGGGAAGAUAUAUGAGAUUUAUCUAACUGUUCAGAGGAAAGAAGAUUUAAGGCUGCCCCUCACUGGCUGUCAGACCCUGCUGAGCCCUGUUGUGAGCUGUGGCCCUCCUGGUGUGGUGCUCACACGCCCAGUCAUCCUGAGUAUGGACCACUGCUCUGACGCCAUUCCUGAGAACUGGGCAAUUAGACUGAAAAAACAGUCCUAUGAAGGAACCUGGGAGGAUGUGUUGCUGAUGGGGGAGGAGCUUGCAUCAGAGCCUUACUACUGCCAGCUGGAGGCGGAGACAUGCCGCGUGUUCACCGAGCAGCUGGGUCGCUUCGCCCUGGUCGGAGAGUCCCUGAGCAUGGCGGCAGCCAAACGCCUCAAACUGCUGAUCUUUGCCCCCAUCUACUGCACCACCCUGGAGUACAGCAUCCGCGUCUAUUGCAUGGACGACACUCAGGACGUGAUGAAGGAGGUGAUACAGAUGGAGAAGCAGCUGGGAGGGCGGCUGAUUGACGAGCCCCACGUCCUCCUUUUCAAAGACAGUUACCACAACCUGCGCUUAUCCAUCCAUGACAUGCCUCAGGCUCACUGGAGGAGUAAACUGCUUGCUGGCUAUCAGGAGAUCCCAUUUUAUCACAUCUGGAAUGGCUCUCAGAGGAGCUUACACUGCACCUUCACCCUGGAGCGCCUCAGCCUGAGCACUUGUGAUCUCACAUGCACACUGUGCGUCUGGCAAGUCGAGGGCGAGGGGCAGAGCUUCAGCCUUGACUUCAAUAUCUCCAAGGACAACAGACCACUGGAUUCUGAUUUCCUAAUGAUGGACAAUAGCACCCCAGCUCUUGCUGGCCCCAGUGCAUUCCAGAUCCCUUACCUCAUUCGGCAGAAGAUCUGCAGCAGUCUUGAUCAGCCAUGCCCCAAUGGAGCUGACUGGAGACUGCUGGCACAGAGACUGAAGCUGGACAGGCAUCUCAGUUUCUUCGCAUCCAAAGCCAGCCCUACAUCGGUGAUCCUGGACUUAUGGGAAGCACAGCACUUCCACAGCGGCAACCUCAAUCAGCUGGCCGCCGUCAUGGCAGAGAUUGGCAAACAAGAGGCCAUGAUAUUCCUGGUGUCGGACGGAGAGUGCUAA
Molecule: messenger RNA, 3036 nt
Organism: Chanos chanos (milkfish)
Lineage: Eukaryota; Metazoa; Chordata; Actinopteri; Gonorynchiformes; Chanidae
Gene: unc5a
Product: unc-5 netrin receptor A
Exons: 18
Coding region: 1-3036 (1011 amino acids)
Biological process (GO): netrin-activated signaling pathway; anterior/posterior axon guidance
Cellular component (GO): membrane
Molecular function (GO): netrin receptor activity; protein binding
Source: RefSeq, a predicted model, not a curated record